Molecule: messenger RNA, 1791 nt
Organism: Daldinia childiae
Lineage: Eukaryota; Fungi; Ascomycota; Sordariomycetes; Xylariales; Hypoxylaceae
Product: Dual specificity protein kinase lkh1
Exons: 6
Coding region: 1-1791 (596 amino acids)
Biological process (GO): protein phosphorylation
Cellular component (GO): nucleus
Molecular function (GO): protein kinase activity; ATP binding
Source: RefSeq, a predicted model, not a curated record
AUGCCUCCCUCGGUCGCCUCCGCCGCCUCCGUAGCCCAGUCCUUCCCCGACAGCCAACCGAGAAAACGUCGUCGUUCCAAGGAACCGGAUUGGAAGAGUUUCUAUAAAAACGGCUUGCCUAAAGAAGUUAUUGUCAUACAUGACACCCCCGAGCCGGAGGAACAGAAAUAUUCGGUCGCUACUGUGGCACGAACAUACGCGAAUGGUGUUGGGAAUAACGCUACCCCCCGUCAUACAGCCAAGAGACGAAGAAAGGACGAUGUUAUUCAAAAUGAUGACUUGUACGAACCAAGUGUAAAUGGUUCUUACCAACAAACCUCUACUAGUGGUUCUACUUCCACCGAUCGCACGACGUCGGCCCAUAACACUACAGCUGCUACCUCGCUCGGGUCUUUGUCCUCGAAUAGUCAAUAUGACUACGAGACUCAUAAUACUGGUCAGAAGAGGAAGAGGACUAGGCAACAGAUUGCCCAAGAAGCGAAGAGAAGGGAAGUCGAAGUUCUCGGUGAUGCUUUCGUCACAUACCGCCCUCCUCAGAAGCCUGUCAAGAAAGCUGGUGAUGUGACUGUUAGGGUCGUUAAUGAUCGUUCGCACCAAAGCGGUACUAGAGUCGACGACGAUGACGGUCAUUACAUUGUUGUCCCAGAUGCUGACCUCACAUCACAAUAUCAAAUGGUAAAACUGUUAGGGCAAGGUACUUUCGGCAAAGUUGUUCAGGCUCGCGACCGGAGACGAAACAAGCUGGUUGCAAUCAAAAUCAUCCGAGCUGUACAGAAAUAUCGGGACGCUUCCAGAAUUGAGCUACGUGUACUUCAAACCUUGAAGGCCAACGACGAGGAGAAUCGAAACCGAUGUAUUCACCUUCGAGACUGUUUCGACUACCGGGGGCACAUCUGUAUAGUAAUGGACCUACUUGGCUCGAGUGUAUUCGACUUCCUCAAAAGCAAUAACUUUGUUCCCUUCCCCAACAGCCAGAUUCAGAGCUUUGCUCGACAACUAUUCACAAGCGUCGCUUUUCUCCACGAUCUAAACCUCAUCCACACUGAUUUGAAGCCGGAGAAUAUCCUCCUCUGUGAUAGCGCCUAUCAGACGUUCACUUACAAUCGUAGGAUACCUUCCUCGUCAGCUGGUGUGAGCCGACAAGCUACUCAGCGCAAGGUACUCCUUGACACUGAGAUUCGGCUCAUCGAUUUUGGAUCCGCAACGUUCCAGGAUGAGUAUCAUUCAUCUGUUGUUUCGACCAGGCACUACCGCGCACCCGAGAUUAUACUUGGGUUAGGGUGGUCUUUCCCCUGCGAUAUAUGGAGCAUUGGGUGUAUAUUGGUGGAAUUUUUUACUGGCGAUGCUCUCUUUCAGACGCACGAUAAUCUCGAGCACUUGGCCAUGAUGGAGAAUGUUUGUGAUAGUCGCAUAGACAGUCACCUCGUACAAGCUGUCAAUAAGAUGGCUACACGAAGCACGGGCAACGCCGCAUCAAAAUAUUUCAAGCGAUUAAGAUUGGACUAUCCUACUGCAGAAACUACGCGAGCGUCUAGGCGCUUCGUGAAGAAUAUGAAACGGUUAAGUGAUAUCAUACCGGCCUCUAGUCCAUUUCUCAGAUCCUUCUUGGAUCUUCUGCAGAAGAUUUUCGUCUAUGACCCGGCGAAACGAAUCACAGCUCGGCAAGCUCUUGAGCACGAGUGGUUCCGAGAGCCAGCCAUCCCAGAUGAUGGUACUGAGGCGGCGAAGAUUAGGUUAGAGCGUAUGAGGGAGCACGAGUACCACCCGGCUCGAGGUCCGGCUGCGGGCUAA